Molecule: messenger RNA, 1857 nt
Organism: Kwoniella shivajii
Lineage: Eukaryota; Fungi; Basidiomycota; Tremellomycetes; Tremellales; Cryptococcaceae
Exons: 3
Coding region: 1-1857 (618 amino acids)
Molecular function (GO): phosphoprotein phosphatase activity
Source: RefSeq, a predicted model, not a curated record
AUGAAUACGCUGAGUCGGAUAGAUUCGUAUCUAUCAUCUCUCAUUGCCUCUCCUCCGCCUCAUAAACGACCUCCUACAAUACCAUCCAUUCGACGUUCGAUCACACCACCUUCACCUUUACCACGUGAUCCCUCAUCAUCGAUAUCUACAGGUAAUCCAAUACCCAGAUUAUCUAAUUUACCACCUACGCCAAGACCCAAAAGACGACGACCACCAACACGUAGAAUACCACCUACAUAUUCUUCUAUAAAAGUUCCACCUCCCACUACACCUUUGAUAUUUCGUAUAGCAUUGGUAUUAUGGUCUAUCCUCUUGUCAUUUUGGAGAAGUCUAGUUGGCGAAACCAGAUCAGGGAGAAGUAGAAGUAAAACGAAUAAAAAACUAAGAAAUAAAAGGAAAGGAAAUGAUACUGCUACUGCUACCUUAGGGGAGGGUGUCGCAGUAGAUCUCGGAACUGGAAUUGGAAUCGGUGUGGGUGAUGUUCUAAGAGAAUUAGGUGAAAGCUUAAUGGUUCAUGCUGGAAUAAAUACAUCUCAAUCUCAACUUCUAACGGGGAACGGAAAUGAGAAUGAGAAUGACGGAAGUGAGGUUGAUCAAGAAAAGAUCGAUGAAGAAGAUGAAGACGACGACGAAGAAGAAGAAGGUGAAGAUUAUUUAAGUCCAGUCACUCGUGCACCUGAAAAUCAAGAUUCAUUAGAUAUUCCACCUCCUACAGAAAACGAUUUUGCAAUAGCUAUAAAAGAUGAUACAUCGAAAAACCCUGCGAAUUUUACAUUCAGAUUGAAAUCCGCUCUACCAACGAAAAAACAUGACAAUAUUAACAAUAUAAUUAGAUCUGGAAAUACUCGUGAACAACAAGAAGAAGAAGAAGAAGAACAAGGGUUGAUGAUGAACAAACCACCCAGAUUGAAUCAAAGGAAAUCAAUAACAUUUACAAGUUUUCAAAAGCAACCUUUACCUGCAUCGAUCUUGUCGAAUCCCACUCCAAAGCUGAUUUCCAAUAAUAAUAUCAACAAUAACGAUCCAACGAAGAAGAAAAACAAUCUGACAAAGGUAGAUAUCAUUGAUAUCGUGAAUAAAGAAGAGUCAGAUCGGGAUCGUGAUUCUCCGACACGUAGAUCUGGUAUAUUAGCGAAUCCAAUCUCAAACUCGAUAUUAGAUCCAUCCAUACCUGCACCUGCGAAUAAAGCUGCUUCUUCAUUAUUUCGUAAACCUUCUCCACCAUUAUUGAAAAUACCAAGACCACAUCAAACUCCUUUCCAUUUACAAAAAACACUGAUAUUGGACUUGGAUGAAACGUUGAUACAUUCAACUUCGAGACUUUUGAAUUCUUCUUCAUCUGGUGGAGGUGGUAUGCUGGGUUUGAGUUUGGGCGGGAUUGUAGGAAGAGGUAAAUCAAGAGAAAGCCAUGCUGUUGAAGUUGUCAUUCAUGGAAGAAGUACAAUGUAUCAUGUAUAUAAAAGACCUUAUGUUGAUCAUUUCUUGAAAAAAGUCGCGUCAUGGUACACUCUGGUCAUAUUUACAGCUUCAAUGCCUGAAUACGCAGAUCCAGUUAUAGAAUGGUUGGACGCAGGAAGGAAUUUGUUCGCGAGGAAAUUGUAUAGAGAUUCAUGUCAUCUUCAACCCAACGGAAGUUAUACGAAAGAUUUAGCAUUGGUAGAACAGGAUCUGAGUAGAGUGUGUUUUAUGGAUAAUAGUCCGGUUAGUUACAAUUGGAAUAAAGCAAACGCAUUACCUAUAGAAGGAUGGACAUCAGAUCCUAACGACGAAGCCCUCUUACAGUCUAUACCAGUUCUAGAUAGUUUACGAUUCGUUAAUGAUGUGAGGAGGGUAUUGGGCAUAAGAGGAUUUACGUAG